Rotaria sordida is the source of this 1071-nucleotide messenger RNA. NCBI's taxonomy places the organism in Eukaryota, Metazoa, Rotifera, Eurotatoria, Philodinida, Philodinidae. The record is from the annotation of a GenBank genome assembly.
AUGUUGUCAAAAACAAUGAGAUAUUAUGGCCAACGUAGUUUAUCAACUGAUGUUUCGGCUUAUGCUCGAAUUUUGGAAGGAUUUCGUGGAAGUAUUGGAAAUACACCUUUAAUACGUUUACCAAAAUUGAGUCAAGAAACUGGUUGUAAUAUUCUUGUUAAAGCUGAAUAUCUUAAUCCAGGUGGUUCAAUUAAAGAUCGUGCUGCUUUAUUUUUAAUUAAAGAUGCUCUUGAUAAAAAUUUAAUUAAAUCUGGUGCUACUAUUGUUGAAGGUACAGCUGGUAAUACAGGUAUUGGAUUAGCUCAUAUUUGUAAUGCAUUGGGUUUUAAAUGUGUUAUUUUUAUGCCUGAUAAUCAAUCAAAAGAAAAAAUUGAUAUAUUACGUGUAUUAGGUGCUGAAGUAACAACAGUUCCUGUUGUUCCAAUUACUGAUCCAAAUAAUUAUAAUCAUCAUGCUAAACGUUAUGCUGAACAACAUGAAAAUUCAGUAUGGACAAAUCAAUUUGAUAAUCGUGCUAAUCGAGAUGGUCAUUAUUCUACAACAGGACCUGAAGUUUGGACACAGACAAAUGGUAAAGUAAAUGCUUUUGUAAUGAGUACAGGUACUGGUGGAACUUUAGCUGGCACUUGUAUGUAUUUGAAAGAAAAAAAUAGUAAAAUUAGAACUGUACUUGCUGAUCCACCUGGUAGUGUUCUAUAUCAUUAUAUCAAAUCGGGUAAACUCGAACGAACUGAUGGUUCAUCAAUAACUGAAGGUAUUGGACAAGGUCGUCUAACACAAAAUUUAAAAGAUGCACCUAUUGAUGAAUCAUUAUUUAUCAAAGAUCAAGAUUCAGUUAAUAUGGUUUUUAAACUUUUAUGUGAAGAAGGAUUUUUUAUUGGUGCUUCAUCAGGUUUAAAUGUAGCUGCAGCUGUUGAAAUAAGUAAAUCAAUGCCUAAAGGUUCAACAAUUGUUACAACUAUUUGUGAUAAUGGACAGAAAUAUUUCAAUCGAUUAUUCAACAAAAAUGAAUUAUCAAAACGAGGUCUUCUCGAUCAACUACCCGAACAAUAUCAUAAAAAUAUUUUUUAG